GAACCGGUCGAACCAGAAAGCAAUGAACCGGAGUUCAAGCCUUCUGCCCUAAUUAAAAACCGGGAGCUAGCCAACAGACAGACCGAUCCAGUGAAGAAACAAAUUGCAGGAGGCUUCCCCGCGAGACAACUGCCAGUUGCAGUCGUCGGACGAUAAACCUAAAAGGGAAAUCUGCAAUCAGUUCUACUAUUUCAAUGGGUUUGACGGCGGGGCACUGAUGUCACUGUUCUUGCUUGUCAUUCGUCAGCUUGCAGAGAUUGAAUCAAUGGCUACUUCAAAGAAAGUGAUUACCAGAGAGGAAUGGGAGAAAAAGCUCAAUGAUGUAAAGAUUAGGAAAGAAGAUAUGAAUAGAUUAGUGAUGAAUUUUCUUGUAACGGAGGGUUAUGUUGAUGCUGCAGAAAAAUUUCGUUUGGAAUCUGGGACGGAACCAGAUAUAGAUCUUGCAACAAUUACGGACCGCAUGGCUGUUAAGAAGGCAGUACAAUGUGGGAAUGUUGAAGAUGCAAUUGAGAAAGUAAAUGAUUUGAAUCCUGAGAUACUGGAUACAAAUCCACAGCUGUUUUUCCAUCUCCAGCAGCAGAGAUUGAUAGAACUGAUUCGGAGUGGCAAAGUAGAAGAAGCUCUUGAAUUUGCCCAGGAGGAGCUUGCACCAAGGGGAGAAGAAAAUCAAAGCUUUUUAGAAGAGUUGGAAAGAACUGUUGCAUUGCUGGCUUUUGAAGAUGUCUCCAACUGCCCUGUUGGAGAGCUUCUGGACAUAUCUCAGCGUCUGAAGACAGCAAGUGAAGUAAAUGCAGCCAUCCUUACAAGCCAGAGUCAUGAAAAAGCAGACCCAAAGCUUCCGAGCUUAUUGAAGAUGCUGAUAUGGGCGCAGAACCAACUGGAUGAGAAAGCUGCUUAUCCUCGCAUAAAUGAUUUAUCGACCGCAAUGCUCGAAGACCCUGCUGUUUGAAAACUUUUGAAAUGCUCUUCUGGUGGAGGAUCAUCACAGGCUUUGUCUUGAUUCAACAGAUUGAACCCAUUGGAGUGAGAAAUCUUGUAUGUACUUUUAUUCAAAAUUGACACUGGCUAGUCCAUUCCCCUCCCCGAAUUGUUAUUUUAUUAUUUAAAGCUUGAGUUUUUAUGUUUUACACCUUUUUUUUAGAUCCAUUGUGAAAAUCUCUUCAGUGGCUUUAAGCCAAUGUAUAAUUGACUGAACACUCCCUUUAAAUUUAAGAAUAAUGCUGAUAAUAAUAAUAAUAAUAAUUUAAUGUUGAUGAAA
Messenger RNA from Malania oleifera, 1258 nucleotides. Its product is annotated as protein GID8 homolog. Bases 218 to 949 code for a protein of 243 amino acids. Gene Ontology annotation, biological process: proteasome-mediated ubiquitin-dependent protein catabolic process. The record is from RefSeq and is a predicted model, not a curated record. The transcript is spliced from 7 exons. Lineage: Eukaryota; Viridiplantae; Streptophyta; Magnoliopsida; Santalales; Ximeniaceae. Gene Ontology annotation, molecular function: protein binding. Gene Ontology annotation, cellular component: nucleus; cytoplasm.